Molecule: messenger RNA, 2478 nt
Organism: Varanus komodoensis (Komodo dragon)
Lineage: Eukaryota; Metazoa; Chordata; Lepidosauria; Squamata; Varanidae
Gene: HYAL2
Product: hyaluronidase 2
Exons: 4
Coding region: 168-1580 (470 amino acids)
Biological process (GO): hyaluronan catabolic process; carbohydrate metabolic process
Molecular function (GO): hyalurononglucosaminidase activity; hyaluronoglucuronidase activity
Source: RefSeq, a predicted model, not a curated record
AGCCGGAGAAGAGGGUGGGUGGUACUGGGCUCAUGUGCCCUUUAAGAAGGAACUGCUCUGUGCCCGGGAGGAUACUGUACUUAAGCUGGCAAGGAGGGUGAUUACGAAUCCAGGCCUUGUUCUCUUUGCGAUUUGCUAUUGUCUCGUCCUCAGACAGCUUGGAGAGGAUGCAGGCAAGCACUGUGCUGGCAGCAACAUGGCUCCUGUUUCUGGUUGCGGCUGGUGCCCCAGGGCAGUACAGUAAGCCCGCUUUUACCCCCAUCUUCACCCGGCAGCCCUUCAUGGUGGCCUGGAAUGUGCCAACCCAGGACUGUGAGCCUCGCUUCAAGGUCCAGCUGGAUUUCAGUGUUUUUGAUGUGCAUGCCUCGCCCAACGAGGGCUAUGUGGACCAGGAUGUGACCAUUUUCUAUAGGGAGCGCCUGGGCCUCUAUCCAUAUUAUGAUGAGCAGAAAGUGGCUGUGAAUGGAGGCGUCCCACAGAACAGUAGCCUGAAGCAGCAUCUGGCCCACUUGUGUGGAGGCAUCAAGAAAUACAUCCGCUCUGAAACCAAGGAGGGGCUGGCCAUCAUUGACUGGGAAGAGUGGAGACCCAUCUGGAUCCGGAACUGGGUGCCGAAAGACAUCUACCGCAAUGCUUCUUGUCAGCUCGUGCUGACCCGGCGCCCUGGAUUGCCAGAGGCCCAAGUGAAAAAGGCGGCUCAGUAUGAAUUUGAGACAUCAGCGUCGGAAUUCAUGAAGGAGACCCUGCGGCACGCCAAAAACUUCCGUCCCCAGCAACUGUGGGGCUACUACCUCUUUCCAGACUGCUAUAACCGUGACUACAGCAAGAACCAGGAAAGCUAUACGGGUGAGUGUCCUGAUGUCGAGAAGACACGCAACGACUACCUGUCCUGGCUCUGGAAGGAGAGCACUGCCCUCUACCCGUCCAUCUACCUGGAGGACAUAUUGGCCAACACCACGAAUGGGCACAGGUUUGUGCGCUCUCGGGUAAAGGAGGCUCUUCGCAUCUCCCAGCAGCAUCACGACAAGUACAUGCUCCCUAUCUUUGUCUACACGAGGCCAACCUAUCUCCGCAAACAGGCUGUCUUAAGCCAGAUGGACUUGAUCUCCACCAUUGGGGAGAGUGCUGCCCUAGGGGCAGCUGGAGCUAUCUUCUGGGCAGAGUCGGAAAACACUGGAAGCCGGGAAACCUGCCAGACGAUUAAAAACUACAUAGAGGGGGACCUCGGCCACUAUAUCAUCAACGUGACGACCGCAGCCAAGCUCUGCAGCCAGACUCUGUGCAAUAGCCACGGGCGUUGCGUGCGCCAGGACAGCGAUGCCAACGUGUUCCUGCAUCUCAACCCAGCCAGCUUCCAGAUCUACCGCAACGAGGGCAAGCCCCUGCUCAUGCCCCGGGGGAAGUUGUCUCACAGUGACAAGGCCUUCCUGGAGAAGAACUUCCAGUGCCACUGCUACCAGGGGUGGUACGGCGAAGGAUGCGAGGUGCCGCUGAACCCCCCAGGCGGUGGACCCUGCCUCUCCUGUACCCUGGGCCUCCAGUUGCUGAUAACUCUCUCUCUUCUGGCCUGUUUGCACUAGGCUGCUUCUAACUGGAAUCUGUGUGGCUGCGAGAGAGUGGGAGAGAGGGUGCAAUAGGCAGCGAAAGAGAAGCAGGAGCCGUCAGCCUCUUGGUGUUUUGUUUUCUUUGUAUCUUUAUUUAGCAGUGAUGUAGCAGACCUAUUAUUUAAGAGACUGUCCUACCUCUCUCCCACCUGUGCCACUGACCCUUCAAGAGGCAGGGGGACCCUUCUCCCUACCGAGAGUAUUUCUGCUCACAGACAGAAGGACUCCUGGAAAAGAGGGCCACCUUCCAGUUGGCCAGAGGCCUGGCCUGGCCUGCCGUUUCCCUGCCACCCUUGAACUUGGUCCGUCUCAAAGUUCCUCCAACCCAGGAGCUGAAAUGGUGCCUUGGAACAGCUGCCUAAAGGGCUGGACUGGAGGGUGGGGCGUGGGUACAGGAAAGGGCAGGGGCAAAGGGGCGGAAUACCCACAUCCAGCAUUUCUUUUUGGGGAGCCCUGGAUCUUGGCUGCCAGGACUGGGGAGGGUGUGCGUGGCUCUCCCGUUGGAAGGAGAGAUGAGCCACGGUGCUGCAGCUGGAGUCCUGGGCACAGGUCUAGGGAGGAGCAUGGUGGGUCUGGCGGAGCUGCUGUAGUAAGGAAAAAUGCUGCUGAAACUUGUCUCCGUAGGAUAGGUGGUAGAGCAGGAGGGGAGAGCUGCUCAGCCUGCAGGUACUGCCCUGGAGAGGAGCAAGCGCUGAGCAGCGGAGUGGGCUGGGGGACACAUUUUCUGAAUUGCCUGGUGGAGAAGAGCAGGCCGGGGGGCGGUGGGAACGCCAGGCUCCAUCCACACGUGGCUGGUGCUGAGCUGGAGCCCUGCUUCUGUUAAGGGAAAACCAAAAAGUUUUACCUCAACAUUAAAAGAUACACGGAGAAAGCG